CGGCGGCCCGGGGGCUGCCGCCCCGCCGCCGCUCCCGGCAGCCCGCAGUGCUUUUGCCUCGGCGUCGAUUCCGGCACGGUCUUCGUGGGCUCCCGGAGCGGCCUGCUAGAGCUGGACUCCGCCGCGCAGUCGGUGGUGAGAGAAGUUUCUUUGUCUGAGGAAGGUUUUAUGCCAAAGGAUGGAAGUGGCUGCAUCGUUGGCAUGGAAUAUCUUCCAGAGCUGGAGUGUGUGUGCGUUGCCACGGCAGCUGGAGACAUUCUUCUGUGCUAUUUCAGCACAAAACAGGUGGAAUGUGUUGGAACUGUGGAUAGUGGCCUGAGUGCCAUGAGCUGGAGCCCUGACCAAGAGCUUGUUUUGCUUGCGACAGGUCAGCAAACACUCAUCAUGAUGACAAGAGAUUUUGAACCAAUUACUGAGAAGCAAAUCCACCAGGAUGAGUUUGGGGAAGGAAAGUUUAUUACUGUUGGCUGGGGCAAAAAGGAGACACAGUUCCAUGGAUCAGAGGGAAAACAGGCAGCUCAGCGCAAGCAAACGGAAGUACUACCUGCUUCAUCCUGGGAUGAUGGCAAGCCUCGAGUGACAUGGAGAGGAGAUGGACAGUUCGUUGCAGUGAGUGCUGUCUGUCCAGACACAGGUGCUCGAAAGGUUCGAGUAUGGAGCAGAGAGCUCAUGCUGCAGUCAACAAGUGAGCCUAUCUCAGGAUUAGAGCAAGCACUGGCCUGGAAACCCUCUGGAAACUUGAUAACGUCUACACAAGAAAAACCCAAUAGACAUGAUGUGGUUUUCUUGGAGAAGAAUGGACUUCUACAUGGGGAGUUCACCCUUCCAUUCCAGAAAGGGCAGGUCAAAGUUAAUGAACUGACUUGGAAUGCAGAUUCCACGGUCUUGGCUGUAUGGCUGGAAGAGCUGAAGACUGUGAACUCCAACCCAAACAGUUACGUCCAACUGUGGACUACAGGGAACUAUCACUGGUACCUGAAACAAAGUCUGCAUUUUGGCAACUUGGAGAAAAAUAAGUUGGUGUCACUGCUGUGGGACUCAGUGCUUCCAUAUAGACUACACAUACUCUGCCAGGGUUGGCAUUACCUCUUCUAUGACUGGCACUGGACUACAGAUCGUGGAAUGGGAGAGAACAGCAAGCAUGUGGCAAAUGUGGCUGUCAUCGAUGGAGCUAAAGUGCUUGUCACAGCAUUCCAACAUGCUGUAGUGCCUCCACCCAUGUGCACCUACGAGCUGCAGCUCAAACAGGCUGUGAAUCAGAUUGCAUUUCACACAGAUCCCAAGUGUAGUGGAGACAUGGCUAUCCUGGAUGCUGAUAACAAGAUCUACGUGUACAGAUACAGUGAGAGUCAGAGCAUGGUGAAGGACCCCACCGUCAAGUUAGGAGCUACAGGUGGAAAUGGAUUUAAAGCAAAUGUGGAAAUACCACAUCUGGAUAAAACAUACAGAGUUGAUCUAGGCUGCAACACCAAUGAGGUGAUGAAUCCUCUGGGGCUCCGUUUCCUGACCUGGCUGCCAGAUGACAGUUUCGUGGUGGUUGGUCAGGAUCAGCAAGCUGCCCGCUCUGUCCUUCACCAUCUCACUGCGGCACCUCACGUAACUGGAGCUGAGGAAGAGCACCUCAAUUUACGGUUGUCUCUGUCUGUAGCUGGAGAGGUGAUCACACUGUGUUGCAGCCCCGUGACGAAAACUGUAGCUCUGCAGCUGGCUGAUAGACGGAUCCUGAAAUAUCUCUGGGAGGCUUCUACUCCAGUUCUUGAGCCCUGGCAGACUAGCAGUGGCUGUGCUCUCCAGUUCCCUCACCUUUGCAUGCAGACUUCUAUCACAAGGAUUGGUGGUGAAGAGGUGAUCUUGGGCCUCACAGAUCGGUGUCGGUUUUUCGUUAAUGACACUGAGGUUGCAUCCAACAUCACCUCAUUUGCAACAUACAAUGAGUUUUUGUUGGUGACGACCAACUCCCACACCUGUCAGUGCUUCUGUUUGAAGAAUAUGUCAGUGAAAGCCCUUCAGGUUGCCCUGAGCAGUGUUGCAGCCCCCAACAACGAGACCUUGCGCAAGGUGGAGCGAGGAUCACGUAUCAUCACUGUUGUACCUCAGGACACAAAGGUUGUACUUCAGAUGCCAAGAGGAAAUCUGGAGACUGUUCACCAUCGAGCUCUGGUUCUUGCCCAGAUUCGAAAGUGGCUAGACAGGCUUAUGUUCAGGGAAGCAUUUCAGUGUAUGAGGAAGCUGAGAAUCAACCUCAAUCUUCUCUAUGACCACAAUCCCAAGGUGUUUCUGGAAAAUAUAGAAACCUUUAUCAAGCAAAUAGAUUCUGUGAACUAUAUCAACUUGUUUUUCACAGAACUGAAAGAUGAAGACUUCACCAAGACUAUGUACCCAUCUCUGAGCAGUAGCCGUAAUGAUCAACCACAUCAGCAACCUGAACAGAAAAAAGUGAACCUCAUAUGUGAUGUGAUGAGAGUUGCCAUGGAGUGCAUUGACCCCCAAAAAUACUGCCUCUCAAUACUGACAGCACACGUGAAGAAAAAUCCUCCGGAAUUGGAAACUGCUCUCCAGAAGGUUCAUAAUCUUCGAGAGAACGUUUCUCCAAAUGUUGGAGCUGUGAGUGCAGAGGAAGCACUAAAGUACCUGCUUUUCCUUGUGGAUGUCAACGAAUUGUAUGAUUAUUCCCUGGGCACGUAUGACUUUGAUUUAGUCAUCAUGGUGGCAGAGAAGUCUCAAAAGGACCCAAAAGAAUACUUACCCUUCUUAAAUACUCUCCGGAAAAUGGAAACCAAUUAUCAGCGAUACACAAUAGACAAAUACUUGAAGAGAUACACCAAAGCUCUUGGACAUCUCAGCAAAUGUGGUCCUGAACACUUCUCUGAAUUUCUGAACUUGGUGAAGGAUCAGAGUCUAUAUUGUGAAGCCUUGAAGCUGUAUCCCUCCAGCACCCAGGAGUACAAGGACAUCAGCAGUGCAUAUGGGGAGUAUUUGAUCCAGAAGCAGCUUUAUGAACAGGCUGCACUGAUACUUGCUCGGGCUGGCAUCUUUGAAAAAGCACUGGACGCCUUUCUGAGCAGUGGCAGCUGGCAGCAAGCCCUGUGCAUGGCCUCUCGGCUAGGUUACACAAAGGAGAAGCUUUCCAGCCUGGCACGGACCAUGGCAGGAAAACUGGUUGAACAGAGAAAGCAUGCAGAGGCAGCCAUGCUCGUGGAGCAGUACACUGAGGACUAUGAAGAGGCUGUUAUCCUACUCUUAGAAGGGGCUUUCUGGGAGGAGGCUUUAAGACUGAUUCACAAGUAUGAUAGACUGGAUAUUUUGGAGACCAACUUCAAACCUGCCAUAAUAGAAGCUCAGAAAAGUCAGCUGAUGUUCCUAGAUUCUCAGAAAACUGCAUUUCUGCGUCGUAAGAGUCGCCUGCAAGUGGUCCGAGAACUGAAGGAGAAGGCCUGUGAGAGCCUGCAGGAUUGUGAAGCGCCGUAUUGCCCAGAAUUUGACCUUUUGUCUGAAACCAGCAGUGUUGUGACACACAGCGACAUGAGCAGCAGAUACUCACACAGCAAUUCAAGAAUAUCAGCGCGAUCCUCGAAGAACCGCCGCAAGGCCGAGCGCAAGAGAUACAGCUUGAAAGAGGGGAGUCCUUUUGAAGAUAUGGCCCUUCUGGAAAUUCUGGGAGAAAAUGUCCGUGCUGUUGAUUCUGUGAAGGGAGACGUACACGUCCUUCUGAAACAGCUUGUGCUGUUUGGUUUUGAUGAGCAGGCUGAGGGGCUGCAGCAAUUCCUGGAAGAAGUUCUGCAGUUGAUGGAGACCUCAAUCCCAGAAAUCUGGACUCCAGCCUUGCAGCAGAGUUCUCUCAACCCGGUCCUGGGACCCAAUUCAACUGCAAACAGCAUUAUGGCUGCCUAUCAGCAGAAGAGGAUGGUUGUUCCUGCUGUACAAGAUUCAGAAUUACUCAUUGCACCAAAACUCAAUAAAAGUCUACAGUGGAAGCUACAUCUUUUCCAGUCGAGGAAUAAUGAAUUUCCAGAAUAAGGAAUAAUGAAAAGUCAAGGAAUCCCAAUGGACUGUGAAAUGUUACUUUUCAUUAUAUGCUUUCAUUACACCUUUAUUAAAACAUUAUUGUCCUUGCGUUCCUAUG
This is a messenger RNA of Meleagris gallopavo (turkey), 4123 nucleotides long. RefSeq names its product elongator acetyltransferase complex subunit 1 (gene ELP1). Lineage: Eukaryota; Metazoa; Chordata; Aves; Galliformes; Phasianidae. The record is from RefSeq and is a predicted model, not a curated record. Gene Ontology annotation, biological process: tRNA wobble base 5-methoxycarbonylmethyl-2-thiouridinylation. Gene Ontology annotation, molecular function: tRNA binding; protein binding. Gene Ontology annotation, cellular component: cytosol; elongator holoenzyme complex.